Molecule: messenger RNA, 726 nt
Organism: Radiomyces spectabilis
Lineage: Eukaryota; Fungi; Mucoromycota; Mucoromycetes; Mucorales; Radiomycetaceae
Exons: 2
Coding region: 1-726 (241 amino acids)
Biological process (GO): SCF-dependent proteasomal ubiquitin-dependent protein catabolic process
Cellular component (GO): SCF ubiquitin ligase complex
Molecular function (GO): protein binding
Source: RefSeq, a predicted model, not a curated record
AUGGACAAGCUCGCUUAUGAGAUAUUGACGGCUAUCGUAUCGUUGCUUCAAGAUGAUCAAAAAACAUUAGCCAGUCUCAACCGUGUAUCACGACAAUUUCACGCCAUUUCUUCGCCAUUGCUUUACCAUUCGCCCAUAUUCCCCACCGUUGAAAGUUUUCAACGCUUCGCUACCCAUCUUACCAAGCAAAGCUACCAUGUUCGUACCAUCGACUUGCAACUUACACCUCACCGUUGGCGCAAGCGAAUAGGACCAAUGCUCAUGGAUCUAUCUCAGAAAACGAAAGACUUGCAACGUCUGGAUUUGAGUCUAUGCAGUUUUGAAAAUCGGCAAUUAUCUGCUGCGGUGGAAGGUUUCCCUAAUCUGGUUUAUUUAUCGGUGGCCGGGUGCCGAUUUGUGAAUGAUACGGCCAUAAAUCAUGUUGCUGAGCACUGUUCUCAGUUGGAGGAACUGGAUCUGUCAUCAGCCGAAAUCACCGACACGUCGCUUCGGGCUAUUGCCGACCAUUGCCAACACUUGCGGUGGCUGAAUAUUGCCAGCUGCGAACUGGUUUCCGAGGAAGGACUGUGGUAUCUGGCGCGGAAAUGCAUGCAGCUGCGCUAUGUGAACUAUCAGGACUGUUAUAAUGUGGUGGUCGCCGCAGCAGAGUUUGAACAAGCGACGGAAGCCAUUGUUUGGUCCAAUCAAGCCGACGACGACGAUGCCGAUUGGACAGACAUGGAAUGA